This is a messenger RNA of Diatraea saccharalis (sugarcane borer), 816 nucleotides long. The record is from the annotation of a GenBank genome assembly. NCBI's taxonomy places the organism in Eukaryota, Metazoa, Arthropoda, Insecta, Lepidoptera, Crambidae.
UUCUCUUUUGUAAGAAUGGAAGUCUCUCUCUAUAAUUCUACAGUUUGUAGAUUAUGUGGAGAAGAAAAUGAUAAUGGAACUUUCCUUUAUUCGAGUGAAGAAAAUAAUCAAAAUCUAAGUGAACUUAUCAAUACUUAUUUACCCAUCAAGGUAUCAGAUGAUGGUCACCUUCCUCGAACAAUAUGCCCUGGGUGUACAAUACAAUUGGAAGCUAAUGUAGAAUUCUUAACCCUUAUCAUUAAUGGCCAGGUAAAAUACUAUUCAAUAAAAAAAUAAGUUUUAAUUUUAAAUAACCAAUUAAGAGUAAAAAUAAUUGUUCAUUAAAUUUAUUUCAGAAAGUUAUCCGGCAACUUCAUGAGAGAGAGAAAGAAUAUAAAAAGAAUAUUUUUGCUAAUUCUAAUGUGAAUCAACUAGUUACUGAAACUGUUAUUUAUGAAAGUAAGUAAGCCUAGAUUUUGAAACAUACAAUAAUAAAAAAGAGUGUCACAUAAAUAUGCUUCAACUGGGUAAAAAGCAAUAAAUAAACAAAUAUGAAUAACCUUAAUAACAAAUAAUUAUUGUUAUGUAUAAUAAAAUAUGUAGCAAAUUGUAUAUAGCUAACUCACUAAUAAACAUAUAAAAUAAAUAAAUAAACUUAUGUAACAUAAAUAAGUAAAACAUAAUAUGGAAAUUAAAGUAAUGGAAAAAAAAUGACUUCAAAAAAAUUAAAAAUUGUAAUAAAGAGAAACAACCAAAAUUUAAUAAAUUGAAACACCAAAAUUCAAUACUAUCCAAAAACUUUUUUUGAGGUUGGUGCAAGCAGUGUUUUUAGUAAGA